AUGUCCCUACUGAAAAACUGCAGAGUGUCCGUCAAGCGGGCACCCAUGGAUAUUGAUCCUGACGCUUCCAGUUACACACCCGGCGUUAUUUUAGAAACUCGCAACCAGGAUGGUGCUCUUCUGUUCGAAGGGGGUGCUAUUGUUCAUUUGUGUCCGUAUGAUUUUUCUGUCAGACGAGUUCAAUUCACCAAACUGGCCGAUGCUUUCGCUUGUCUCGGAGUACUCACUCUCCCAGCCUCCCAGGCGUCAGAUUCAAAUGGCCCUGUCCCCUUGUCCUAUUUAGUUUUGGUAACUGGUUGUACUCUUGUUGGAAAACUCCCAGAUCACGAGGUAUACCGUAUUACAAAUGUUCAAAUUAUAUCCCUGCGGAGUCCCAAUUCAGAAGAUGACGGGGUUUCCGAACUUUAUAAAUCUUAUUUCAAGAAGAUACGAAAGCUAUUGUCAUCGGGCGCCUUCUUCUUUGGUCGAUCAGUGAUUGAUGGGAAACCUUAUGAUAUCACAGUGAACAUUCAAGAUCGAUAUCGACUGGGUUCGGUUACUGCGGCGACCGAGAAUAUGUACCUUCGCAACGACAUUGGAUUGGACUUCUUGUGGAAUGCUGGCCUCAUGUACCCGCUGCUACACUGGGGUAUUAAUCCUAUGGAUUGGCUGGUUCCCAUCAUAUGUGGCUCCUUCGAUCUGUGUGUAGUGUUUUGCGGUUCGGAACAGGCACGAAUGGGCUUGAUAUCCAGAGUUUCGUCGCGAAGACCUGGCACCCGCUUCCACGUGCGUGGUGUUAAUGAUCGAGGCUAUGUGGCCAAUUUUGUGGAGACGGAAGAGUUCGUCUACAUGGGCAACAUAGUCACCAGUCAUGUCCAGAUCCGUGGGACAGUCCCAUUAUUUUGGGAACAACCUGGAAUACAAGUCGGCUCACACAAAAUCCAAUUUAGUCGCGGAUUGGAACUUUCUCUCAAUGCGUUUGAACGCCACUUUAUGCAUAUAUCGUCACAUUACGGCGCAACUGCCAUCGUCAACCUUUUGGGAUGUAAGCAGGGUGAAGCUCUACUGAGUCGAGCUUACCAGGACUUGCACAAGCAGUCAUCUUUCAAAAACAGUGUGUGCCAUAUAAUAUUCGACUAUCAUUCGGAAGUGCAAUCACGAGGCCAGAAAAGUCUGGACUGGCUGCAGAAGCAACUGGAACGCUUCGUGGACAGUUGGGGCUAUUUUCACGCCGUCGAUGACAAGGUUGUUCAUUGGCAAACGGGCACUCUACGAAUUAACUGUGUUGACUGCUUGGAUAGAACAAAUGCGGUCCAGACCAUCGUCGGACUGCACAUUGUUCUACCACGUAUGUUACAAAGUCUAAAUGUGACGACGAAAAAUCAACAAAUGUUAAUCACUCGGUUCGUCGAUAGCCUGCGCCAGCUCUGGCAACUCAACGGUGACCAAGUGAGUCGUAUCUAUGCGGGCACAGGUGCCCUGAGCACUGGGCGCUCCAAACUGCGUGACGUCCAACGAAGUGCUGCUCGAACAAUUCAACACAGCCUAUUCGAUACUGCCAAACAAGAAGCGAUGCACGCUCUUCUUGCCCAGUCUAAUCUUCUGGGGUGGAUGAAAACUGUUACCGAACAGUAUCUACCCCGCCGUUUGCAUUGUUUGCCUCCUGCCCUUCUGAACAACAUUAUGCACCGACACAACCAAUUUGUCCAAUCUCAGAACCUACGUGUUUUCGUUGGCACUUGGAAUGUGAACGGUGGCAAGCAUUUCCGCAGUGUGGCACACAAACAUGAGUCCGUGACCGAUUGGCUUUUGGAUUUAGCUAAGUCAGUUAAACCCGAUGCAGUGUGGGGCUAUCGUAAUCCGGACUACACAGACGAGCAGAUAAAUAAACCUAUCGAUGUAUUUGCUAUUGGGUUUGAGGAGAUUGUUGACCUGACCACAAGCAACAUCGUCGCCGGAUCCAAGCCGACAGCUAAUCAACGUGACUGGGGCCUGUUCCUACAGCGACAUUUGAACCGCGAUGUUCAUGAGCGCGACUCCUAUAUUCUCAUUAAUUCGGUUCAACUGGUUGGAAUUUGUUUGUUUGUAUUUGCCCGGGCUCGUCUGGCUACUCUCUUUCGAGAUAUUGCAAGCUCGUCUGUCAAAACUGGACUCGGUGGUGCCGCAGGCAACAAAGGAGGAGUAGCUGUUCGAUUUCAACUGGGAUCUACUUCACUGUGCUUCGUGUGCAGUCAUUUUGCUGCCGGUCAGUCUGCAGUACGCGAGCGAAACGAAGACUUCCAUGACAUUGUUCGUCGUCUUCGUUUUCCGAAUGGUCAAGGCAUUCUCAGUCACGACUAUGUGUUUUGGUGUGGUGAUUUCAACUAUCGAAUCAACUUGUCCGCACCUGAAGUGAAACGCUUUGUCGCCCAAUCCAGCUGGCUCGACUUGUUGCGCUCCGAUCAGCUGACUUUAGAGCGCCAGGCUGGCAGUGUAUUCCGGGGAUUCGAUGAGGGUAUGAUCCGCUUCGCACCAACCUACAAGUACGAUCUGUUUUGUGAUGAUUAUGAUACAUCAGAAAAGGCUCGCUCGCCUGCUUGGACUGAUCGAGUGUUGUGGCGUCGUAUACGGUUGCGUUUUCCAAAACUGGGGGAAGAUGGACUGCUCGUCACAUCACCGGAUUCGGUGGAGGACUAUCCUUGGAACCCAGGCCGCUUACUUAUAUACAACCGUGCUGAACUGAAGACCAGCGAUCAUCGUCCAGUUGGUGCCAUUUUUGAUAUUGAUAUACACGUGGUCUCACGUGAUUCCCGCCGAAAAGUUGUCCUUGAUUCUAUCAGCGACUAUGGUCCACUUAAUACAGCUGUGCAACUUCGCGUCCUUCUCACCGAAGCAAAGUCCGGACAGCCUGUUGCAUUGGAUGACUCCUCACUCAAUCCACACAGACGUCCAGAAUUUGUGGAACUCCUCAAAACAGUGGCUGGGUUAAGAAAAGGUCUCGUCAUGUCAGUGCAGUUCGCGGCAGCUGAUAUAGCUCUGUUGGUCUUCAGUAAUCCAAAACAAGCUCAAGUGGCAGCCGAGUUCCUAAAUGGUUAUACUGUUCCGUGGCCCAAUCCAAUCGGGCUGAAACAAGUCGAGGGAGGAUACAACGUCCACCUAUCAGCUAGACUGACUGAAUUAGGGAUAACUGACGGGCAGGAGGAGUCUUCAAUCAAACAACACUCGCUGGACACUCUACAGCGUCUAGUAGAGAUCGCUGAACGAGAAGAUUCCGCGUCUCAAGAACCCUCCAUCGCCGUUGAUGUGUUUGAGGCCCUUUUGGCCGAAAGCGACAGGCUGGCCGAACAAGAGGAAAUUGGGACUUGCGUGGAUAUGGAACGUCAAGCUGCCAUACUGAACCAGUCGGGUGAUCAAGAUUUAAAUGACGAUGGUGCAUUGAUCAUGGGAGAUGAUCGUACGGGGAAUACCCAGCCACUUCCUCCUCCAAGACGACCACCGGCUCCUAACAUCACGUAUCCCUUGGGCGAAGCGAAUCGAAAAGCCAUUCAGGAGAAUUCGGACUCUCGUAGUUAUGAUGAUAUGAGGAACAUGCCGCAAAUUGCCUCGUACUCAACCACGGCAUCCCCUCUUCACUCGGCAAUCAAAAAUUCGGACAUAGACCAAUCCAAUUUAUUUCUUUCGCCCUCGGCCGAAAUACAGACAGUUGCCAGCUGUCUUGAUUUACUAUCCGUGCAAGAUGAAGGUACCCCAAUGACUCAGAGCCUGUUUUGUCGUCCCGCAUCCUCGACCAAUCUCGUCAGCGAAUCCAGUCUCCAGCCAGCGAUCAUGGUGGCGGCAUCCUCUUCAUGCAAUAGGCCUCCACCUUUACCGCCCCGUCCGUCACGCACCGUCCAUGAUUUUGAAGGUGUAGCCAGCUCUGAAAAGGAAAAAGACGAACAGAUACCACUAUCGAAGGACCAGUCUCUUCCUGUUGAUGAUGAGGACCAUCUUGGGAUAAGGCAACCUUCUCCCACACCCGUUUCGGAUCCAAACACACCGCUAAUUAACCAUAGUUGCAUGCAAUUCCCAGAGGUUCCAUUGAUUAGAGCUACGGUCGAUAGUGGGCUCCAUGUAGCCCAGUGGUUAAGGUGCGGACUUACUGACCGGAAGGUCCGUGGUUUGAACCUAACUCCGGCAUCUCGACAGCUCCUGGCUAGGCUUGGGCAAGCUGACAGUAAAUCAGCCCUUGUGCUUCCGGGUAGUAUGACAGCUAGGCACCGAGAAGGUGUUACAUCUAAAUUAUUCUCAUUAUUUUCAUUUGAUGUUACUGUCAAUCAUGCUAACUGCAGCCGUCACGAAGAGACUGGACCUCGCCGUGGAAUCUCUCAUCCAGUCCCUUCCCCGUCCACCUUUACUCUUUUCUUUAAAAUAAGGCUUUCAAAUAAAUCAUGGUCGUACGGCAGUGAAGCAUCAGUGUUGAACACUGAUGUCAUGCUGUCGAUGAUGAUGAUGCUAACUGCAGCUUCCGAAAGCAACCGCUUUCG
This is a messenger RNA of Opisthorchis viverrini, 4481 nucleotides long. RefSeq lists its product as hypothetical. The annotation marks the transcript as partial. Gene Ontology annotation, biological process: phosphatidylinositol dephosphorylation; synaptic vesicle endocytosis. Gene Ontology annotation, molecular function: phosphatidylinositol-4,5-bisphosphate 5-phosphatase activity. The record is from RefSeq and is a predicted model, not a curated record. The transcript is spliced from 15 exons. NCBI's taxonomy places the organism in Eukaryota, Metazoa, Platyhelminthes, Trematoda, Opisthorchiida, Opisthorchiidae.